Salmo salar (Atlantic salmon) is the source of this 1295-nucleotide messenger RNA. Lineage: Eukaryota; Metazoa; Chordata; Actinopteri; Salmoniformes; Salmonidae. The record is from RefSeq and is a predicted model, not a curated record.
GCACAAGACAUAGGGCAUAUAAGUCGCUUGGAGUGGUGAGAGACAGAAGGGGGAGGGAAAGUGUGGGGGAAAGAGACUGGGAGAGAGAAGCUGCUCUGUGUGGACUGUAGCUUGCAGCUGUAAUUGUGGAAGAGCGAGAAAGCGUGCUCAUGUGAGAGAGACUCAGAGACUACUAGAGAGAGAGAGAGAGAAAGCAAAAGAGGUUGAGAGAGAGUGAGAGAGAGACAGACAGAUAGCGAAGGCUGAAACACAGAGAGUGAAGUAAAUAAAGAAUGCAAGAAAGACAGUACAGUGACGCAGUGCUUCUCUGUCUACUGUAGGUGUACGAAUUCUGUGGAGGCAGCGUGAUACACAUUUCCUGUCUCCUAUCAGCCGGAUUUACUCCGAAAAGGGCAUCAAUGACCAUUGGACCAUAUACUUCUCCACAAUAUUGCAGGCACUAAAGGUGGACUUUUAACAAGUGCAGUGACAAUGCAGGAUGACAUCAUCGAUGAUGCGGUGGGUUUCGUGGCGGCAGCGGAGAUGCUGAGGGAGAGGGGGGCGGGGACGAUCAUCGCCGUGGCAACGCACGCCAUCCUGUCCGCGGACGCUCCCAGGAUCCUCCAGGAGUCAGUCAUUAGUCAGAGAGGAGAGGAGGAUGUGAAGUUAAAGAACAUGGGUUCUUGGCCCAGCGUUCUCAGUCCACCUCCGCUGUCCGCUCCUCUAGCGACAGCUUCGAACAGGUCCGUCGCGUCGCCCGAGAGAAGGGGAGAGAGAGAAACAGCUAAAAGCACAGGCCAGGAGAGAGCAGGAGAAACUACGCCGUGACGACGAGGACUCUGUGGAGCAGCAGGGGAGGGGGCGUGUCCAGGAGGACACUCGCCGUCGCCAGGAGCAACUUUCGCCUCAACCCCUCCCGCCGACUCCCCACAGGCCCCUCCCACUCAACAGGCCACACCCUCGGCCGCAGCAGAACGCCAUGGACCAGCAGAGGGAGCUGGCGAGACGCCGCGAGCAGGAAAGGAGGAGGAGAGAGGUGAUGGCGGACACCAUUGACAUCAACUUCCAGAGCGACUUGAUGGCCAUCUUUGAAGAGAACCUUUUCUGAGAGAGAGAUUGAGAAAGGAGGAGAGGGAGAGAAAGAGAUAUGAACUCUACCUUAUCCCACCAUGGCUGGGAUUUCACACACAACACCCUCCCUCCCUCUGAUUAGAGACCCCAGACCAGGAUGUGAGCUCCAGAGACUUGAAGGAGACUGAGGUGAGGUACAGUAAUAAGGAGUAGCCCUCCCUCCCUCCCUCUGAUUAGAGACCCCA